GCGCACAGGCAAUAACUGAAAACAAAUAUGUAGAUUUCACGUGGUGUUUUUGCUCAUAACUUCAUGAAAAUUGCACAGAUCAUAGAUCAACAAGAAAUUAGAAUUUUCGAAGGACACAAGAGAUCAAGAUAUCAUGUGAUCUUCACAGUAAGUCAUUCAGAUAGGACAUUUUAUAUGUUUUUUUGUUUUUUGUUUUACCCAUUUUUCCACCCCUUUUGUCUAUAUGAUAAAAGUAAUGCAGGUAGAUAUGUAUCAAAUGCAAAACUUGUCCAGAGAUUGUGAACUAGAGCCAACAGAGCAUUUAACUACUCCUUGUCACACAAAGUUCCUCCUAACUUGUUUAGCCGGUUUUCUUUGUGUGACAGUGGUGUCUAGAACAUAGCAUAAUGCAUCCUGUGCAUCAUACCAGGCUCAGUGUCUAGCGAAAUGUUUGUUGUGAGAGCUAUUAACAAGCGCAAGGUGAUGUGGUAUUCAUUUUAUCUACUCAUUAUGUGUAUUGUAUUUUAUGUUUUUUUAUCCUUUGGAGUAAAUCAUGUGUACGCAAGAGAAAAAAAAUUGCCUGCUGUAACAAAUGUAAAUGAAGAUAUCACCAAGAUGAAGGAACCUCCUGAGGCAGAGGAGAUUGAGGAAAAGUUUGCUGAUGACCAACAGCCAAUCAAAAUGCUUCAGGGUCGAGUGAACAUGCACAUUUUUGAAGACUGUUGUGGCGGAUCCCUUGAUCAACUUAAGAAUAACCUGCUCUAUCCAUUAUUUCCAAAUGUGCGUACUACGGUGAGCAGACUUGCUGUGUCCCCUCAAUGGGAAAAUUAUGGUCUGAGAAUCUUUGGCUACCUUCAUCCUUCAGAAACUGAAGAAUAUAUUUUUGCUGUUGCCUCUGAUGAUAACUCAGAGUUCUGGCUAAGUUUAAAUGAAAGUCCAGAAAACCUUCAACUUCUCGCCCGUGUUGGUGAGACAGGAUAUGAAUGGACUGCUCCAGGCGAGUAUUGGAAAUUUGCAUCCCAGACAUCCGAACCUGUCUUGUUAGUGAAAGGCAUGAAAUAUUUUUUUGAAGUCCUUUUAAAACAGAAUACCGGAGUUGAUCAUCUGGAAGUAGCGUGGCGUUUAAACCAUGACGAUGGCAUAUUUUCUGUGAUAACCUCUGAGUUUUUAUCAUUAUAUGAAGAUGAAUCUUCUCUACAAUUGGGAGAUAUUGAGCACAUACCUCAAACAAAAGCAAGUUACGAUAGACUCUUUGAUCAAGUUUCCUUGUCACCCCAUCCAGUAGAAGACAAGAUCAGAGAAGACCCUCGGGAUCACAUCUAUAAAUACAAAAUGCUAGAUGAAUCCUACCUGAAAGACUUGUUUCCUGAAUGCCAUUACAAACCAACUUACAUACUCAAUAAACAGAUUGGACGAUAUCAAGGUGUAUAUUUGAUUAGGUUUUCUUCAGUGUACCCAAAUGACUUCACAAGGCAAACUAAUGAUCAGAAUGAUGAGAUGUGUUUUUACAAACAAGAUCCAUCAUUUCAGAAAGGUAAAGGACUUGCUACUUACCUGAUCGAGGUUGAAGACCCUGAUGUACAAAAGAUUAAUACAGGUCCUUUUUGGCAGCGUGUCUAUGACGUGAAACCCCUCAAUGCUGCUUUAAAGCAAACUGCUGUUGUGGCAAAUUCCUGCAGAACAGCUGGAAACAUUAUGAUGUCCCAAAGUCAUGCCAUGUCCAUCGUUAGAGCCUUUUUGAAAGCAUUGCAUUCAAGAGAAGAGACACGUGGCUACUCCUUGUUGCAUGUGGUGAAUGUUGUAAGGCGUGAAGACAAGGAUGUGGGCAGUCGUUAUCUGGUGGAACUGGAACUUGUGGGCCCUCAGGGUCAGAAAGUUCUUGUUUCACGUUAUGUUUAUACACUUGAGUCAUCAAAUGAAGUGUUUCUCUGCAGUCCAAAAGCAUUCAACUGGAACCCAUCUGCUACUGUUCAUGUAAUUGUGGCAGUGAAAAAUCAGGCCAGAUGGAUCAUACAGUUUAUCAGGGAAAUGGAAAAAGUGUACAGGGUAACUGGGGACAAAAACUUCAAUGUAAUAAUUGUAGACUACAGCAGCUCUGACAUAGAUAUUGAGAAAAGACUCAAAAAGGCAAAAUUACCAAGUUACAAGUUUAAGAAGAUGGAGGGUAAUUUUCAAAGAACAGGUGGCCUUCAAGCUGGAAUAGAUCUUGUUGAAGAUGAGCACAGUAUUUUGUUCCUUUGUGACCUGCACCUCUACUAUCCUGUGAAUAUUAUAAACAGUAUACGAAAAUACUGUAUUGAGGGGAAAAUGGUCUAUGCUCCAGUUGUGAUGAGGCUAGAUUGUGGAGCUUCCCCAAGAACCCCAAAUGGAUUUUGGGAGAUAGCUGGUUAUGGUUUGAUGGGAAUCUACAAGUCAGACAUGGAUCGUAUUGGAGGCAUGAACACCAGAGAAUUCAAAGAUAAAUGGGGGGGUGAAGACUGGGAGUUAUUAGACAGAAUCUUAGGCAAUGGGUUAGAGGUGGAACGACUCCACCUGAAAAAUUUUUUCCACCAUUUUCACUCCAAACGUGGAAUGUGGGUAGCCAACAAUCCAGCCUAAAUGCAAAUGAUUCAGUCAAGUGCAAACAUGGUAGUUUUUUUUUUUUAAAACACACCUACCUACAGUAGUACUGAUGGCAUCUUUUGCAAGCAGAAUCAGCCUUUCGAAUGAAGUUGGUGAACUGGAUGAACUUUGAACAAGGUUGAAUGUUUUAUAUUUAUACAAUGUAAAUUUAGUACAUAAUACCAUUUUUUUGGAUAUUUUUGGAUAAAAUGUGUUGGUUUGUGUAUAUAUUUGCAUCUGUAAGUUUAAAGUCCAUGUAAAGCAAUAUUAAAAUAUGUGUUUUGAGUUUGUCACACCACAGAAAAAUGUAUAAACCACCCAGCCAAAUUUGUCUGCAAAAAGUAACCUGCUCUGUCUUGUCUGUCAACGCGUUAUCAGUGUCCUCUUUGCUCCGCGAUGUAUUUCUGAUAAUGUGUGGCGAGAGAUCGGCACGGCUUGUCGGACGUAGCAACAGUAACUAAAGGGGGCGGGUCUUUGCGAACGGUCAAUUGAGCGGGUGAGCCACUGAUGCUAAUACGCUGUAGUUAUUAUAGUGUUGGGGCGGAAAAAAAAAUCCUGAACACAGAAUUGGUGAAAAACUGUUUAACGCUCUAACUCCACAAUUCAGAACUACAUAGUUCACAGUCUUUGUAAUGUGUUUCAGCAAUACAUUUGUAACAUUUAUAAAGUGUUUAGAAGCAAUUCUCAGAAUUGACUUUACAUGGACUUUAAGUAGGCUAUUUUGCAUUUGAUCAAUUGUUUAGCAUAUGAUGACAUGAAUACAGUUUAAUGACACUGAAAUAUUGUAAGGGGCGGUUCACACAGAACACGUUUUUCCAUUCCGCUGAGCUGCUUUUCCAUUGUUUUUCAAUGUAAACACGUGUUGAUGGACAUCUUUAACUGCUGACUUCUCAUGCAUGACAAGUUAUUCUAAAAAAAUAUCUCCAUUUUUUUUUUUUUUUUUUUGUUCCACUAACCUGUGUAUCGUGUUUUUUUAACAACAAAAACGAGUUCUGUGUAAACCGCCUCUAACUCAGUACAACAAAUUCUUGGUCUUUAUCACACACAAUGUCAAAUAAAAGUCCUACUCAUACUCAA
Molecule: messenger RNA, 3657 nt
Organism: Ctenopharyngodon idella (grass carp)
Lineage: Eukaryota; Metazoa; Chordata; Actinopteri; Cypriniformes; Xenocyprididae
Gene: b4galnt3a
Product: beta-1,4-N-acetyl-galactosaminyl transferase 3a
Exons: 20
Coding region: 427-2577 (716 amino acids)
Cellular component (GO): Golgi cisterna membrane
Molecular function (GO): acetylgalactosaminyltransferase activity
Source: RefSeq, a predicted model, not a curated record